This is a messenger RNA of Miniopterus natalensis, 6111 nucleotides long. The record is from RefSeq and is a predicted model, not a curated record. NCBI's taxonomy places the organism in Eukaryota, Metazoa, Chordata, Mammalia, Chiroptera, Miniopteridae.
CACUACCCUGAGCCCCUCAACUCAGAGAGCUCCCAUCCAGCAGCAGUGAGAAGCAAAACCUCUGCCACAAAGGAACAGGUGAAGUACCCUUGGACCACCCUCAGCUCCCCCGCCUGCCCAUGCCCAGCAUUUCUCCAGCCUUAGCUCCAUCCUCACAUCCCCUACCCCCACCCCACCCCCAAAGCAGUGUGUCAAAUAGCUGGGGCAUCUGCAGAACCUGAGUAAGGGAUCGCCCCCAGGGGGCCAGGCAUUUAAGGAACCAGUGACUCCUGGCAGGCUCACUGUUAAGGCAAAGGAAGAAGGAGACUGGCCAGUCUACAGCCCAGGCACUAGCUGCUCCUCCAAGACUGUGGACACAGCGUUUGAGGGUUAGGAGGUACUGGUUUCACGAAGGUAAGACUUCCCUUAUCUCUCAAGAAGGGGCAGAGCCUGCUACCUUGUGAGGCCAGAGAGGGACAGCUGGGACAGAGGUGGUCUCCGAACCUAGAGGGAGAAACUGGACAAGCCGAGAUACGUCAUGGUGGGGCAGGGGAUAAAGCUUAGCGUCGAACUGCCUAGCUCAGAACAGGGCUUUUGGAGUCCCCUGGAAGGGCGCUGGACUGGGAGUCAGGAGGACAGGUUCUAUCUCUCAGGCAUGAGUUUCCUCCUGUACAAAGCAGGGGUGUUAAAACUGCCAUGCUGGUUAGAUAAAAGAUGGUAGGCACCUGAUUCAUCGAAAUACUGCAUAGCUGCUAACAAGAAUGGGGAAAUGAUGAACUGGUAGGGAGAGGCCUCCAAAUGUAUGAAAUGCAAAAGGAAGGGCUGAACAGUGUGUAUGAUAGGCUACCUCACAUGUAAAAAAGGGAAGUGAGGACAAAGACAUUCAUAUUUUCACGAAGGAGCCUAAAGACCACCCCUACUUACCUGUUGGGGGAGGGUCAGGAGAUAGAGGGGCUCAAGAGUGGAAGGGAGCCUCUUCAUAAAGAUGUUUAUAUUGUUGUAUUUUUUAACUAUGUGAUUAACUACCAAUUCAAAAAAAUAUAUGAGAAAUAAAAACUCAGCCUCUGUCUUUACUACAUCACAAACAUAAGAGCUGGAGAAAUGAGCUGUCAUCUGUCCUAGCAUUCCCCCAAUGCCAGGGGUCCCCGGGGCCCAGAAAGAAAAUCCACAGCUUCCUUCCAAGGCCAGCUCCAGUAUGGCUUAGUCAAGAAGUUCUUCUUAGGUCUGACUUCAUUCCUUCUGAUGAAACCUGUCAGUAAGUAUCCUCAUUGUCUCUCUGGGCCUUACUUGGUUCCCUGGAUAAACCUAAGCCCUACAUGCUCUCCUCCCAGAACUUGGAAUGGUUUGGGAUUAACUCAGCGGAGGACCAGCCCAUUGGGCCUUGUAACCAGGCUGGAAAAGUGAGAUACAAAGGGGAGAAAACAGAGGCUUGUUGCCUCUCACCCGACACUUCUCACCCUCUCCUGUGCCCUGCCGUUGCCCCUUGUGUCCACCUGCCCCAUCCCUUCACACUCACACACACACACACACCAUCUCUGAAGCUCUCUCCUACUCCCUUCCUUGUCCUUCAUGGCCUCAUCCUCUCCCUGUCCCAGGUGAGUGCCCACGCCUGCUGUCACCAUGACAACCAUUCACCACCAGCAGAUGCAUCAAGAGCACAUGUCCACGGAGUUCUCCAGCUCCACCACCCACGUGCAGACCUUCUCCUAGACAACCAAGAUCGUGGGAGAGGAAGUCACAACAACAAAGUCCUCAUCGAGCACUGUAGAGUUCUUCAAUUUGGUGACUCGAAGUACCAACAUCCCUGCGGGCGAGAGCGUCCCUGAGUUCGUGGAGAAGCCUCACCCAGUCAUGGCACCUGAGGGGGAUAAAGCCGUGUUCCAAGCCCAGGUGCAAGGGAACCCCAAACCCAACAUCUCCUGGAAGAGGGAAAGCGGCAUCCCCGUCAAGGAGUCUACCAAGAUAUUCUAUGACAGCGUUAACAAGGAGCACGUGCUGAAGCUGGAGCCACUGACCUCGGAUGACUCUGACAACUACAAGUGCAUUGCAAGCAAUGACCACGCAGAUGCUAUCUAUACUGUGUCCUUGCUGGUGACAGAGGGUCAAGAUAAAAUGGAUUUCAAAAAGAUGUUGAAGAAGAGGGCUCCUCCUGCUCCCAAGAAGCAGCAGAAGAAGGUAACAGAUGAGAAAGAGAUGCUGGAGAUUUUGUCCAAUGUGCCCAAGAAGGACUUUGAGAAAGUCUGCAUGGAGUACGGUUUCACUGACUUCCGGGGGCUGCUCAAGAAGCUCAAAGGGAUGAAGAAAGUAGAGGUGGAGGCCAUCCGGAUUCUGAAGCUCCUAGAAGACAUAGAGACCAAGAUUGACACCACGGUGACCUUUGAGUGCAUCAUGGAGCUGAAGGACCCCAAUACCAAGAUGACAUGGGUCAAGGAUACUGAACCACUGAGGAUCCAGUACUCCCUGGGCAAAUAUGAUGUGAAGCAGGUGGGCACCAAGUACAUGCUGGUUAUUACCAACGUGAAUAUGAACGACGCAGGCACCUACAGCCUAUCUGUGGGCGACAAGCAGAUGACUGCAGAGCUCAAAGUGUUGGAUGAGCCGCUGAAGUUCUUGGGAGAGAUGAAGCCAGUGAAGGUGACAGAGCGCCAGACGGCUGUAUUUGAGAUCCGCCUCUCCAAGAAAGUGCCCAACUUUGUGUGGAAGUUCAACGGGAAAGAGCUGAAGAGGGAUGAAAAGUAUGAAAUCACAGUGUCCGAGGAUGGUCUGACCCACACGCUUAAGAUUAAGGAUGCCAGACUCAGUGACAGCGGCGAGUUUUCUGCCGAGGUGGGGGACCUGGUACAGAAGGCCCAGCUCACUAUUGACCGAAUCCCCAUCAAGUUUGUGAGCACCCUCAAGAAUGUACGUGUGAAAGAGAGGAGCCGUGCUUGCCUUGAGUGUGAGCUGAUAUCCAAGAAUGUGACGCUACGCUGGAAGAGAGGGCAGCUGCUGGAGCAUGGCACCAAGUACAGCAUGAGCCAUGAGGGCAAGCGAGCAGAGCUGAUCAUUGAGGAUGCACAGCUCAGUGAUGGUGGCGAGUACACCGUGGUGGCAAUGCAGGAUGGGGACCCCACUGAAUACUGCAGUACUGCCGUGGUCACCGUGGAGGAGCGUCUGGCCACGGUGAAGAGCGGGAUGUCCGACGUGCAUGCUGCCACUGGCAGCCCGGCCGAGCUGUGCGUAGUGCUUAACGACAAGAAGGUGGAGGGCGUGUGGCUGAAGGAUGGCAAGGAGAUCACGGACUUGCCAGGCGUGCAGAUCGUGAAGCAGGGCGCAGUGCACAAGCUCAUCUUCCCCAACAUGGGCCCCGAGCACGAGGGCAAGUACACAUUCCGGGCCAAGGGCGCGGAGAGCGAAGCCUCGCUUUUCAUUGCAGAUCCCCCCACCAUCGACCCGUCUGUACUGGAGGCACUGGCCGCGCACCCCGUGACUGUGAAGGUGGGCCACACUGCGAACAUCAAGGUGCCCUUCCGGGCAAAGCCACUUCCCAAGGUGAUGUGGUACAAGGAUGGGGUGGAGGUGACGGAGGAGGAACGCGUGUCCAUGGAGUGCAGGGAAGACCAGGCGCUGCUCACCAUCUCCAACUGCGUGCGGGAGGACAGCGGCCUUGUCCUGCUCAAGCUCAAGAAUGACCACGGCUCAGCCACGGCCACUCUGCACCUCAGCGUGCUGGACCGCCCCAACCCCCCCCAGGGCCAAGUGGAGUUCCUGGAGCUCUCGGGUAAUUGUGUGCACAUGAAGUGGAAGGCCCCAAAGGACAAUGGUGGGCAGCCUGUGACACAGUUCAUAGUGGAACGGAGGGCAGUCGGCAAGAAGUCCUGGAUUAAAAUAGGCGAAGCAGACAGCAAAGUCACCAAGUUCUCCACCAACAAAGUGGAAGAGGGAAAAGCCUACCAGUUUCGCAUCCUAGCUGUCAAUUCGGAAGGAGUGAGCGACCCUCUGGAGACCAUAGAUGAAGUGUUCGCAGGAAAUCCUAUUGAGCCCCCUGGUCUUGCCUCUCAGCCUCAAGUGACUGAUGUGACCAAAGAGACUGUGACUAUCACAUGGAAUGCCCCCACUCAGGAUGGGGGAGCCCCAGUGCUUGGCUACAUUGUGGAAUGAAGGAAGAAAGGCAGUAACCUGUGGGUGCCAUUCAACAAAGACCCCAUCCAGGGUACCAAGUGCACAGUGGAUGGUCUCCUGGAGGAUACUGAGUAUGAAUUCCGAGUUAUAGCUGUGAAUAAGGCAGGCCCCGGACAUCCCAGUAUGCCAUCCAACUCAGUGGUGGCCAAAGACCCUGUAAAACCCCCAGGCCUGGUGCAGGGCCUGCCCGUGUCUGAUUCCUCCAACUCCAGUAUCUCCCUGGCCUGGCGGGAGCCUGCAGAGGGAGACCCACCCUCUGGCUACAUCCUGGAGAUGCGGGCUGAAGACGCCAAAGAGUGGUCCAGGUGCACAAAGAUCCCCAUCUCGGGCACCUGCUACACGGUGGGGGGCCUCACUGAGAGGCAGAAAUACUUCUUCCGAAUCCGGGCUGUGAAUAAAGCUGGGGUCGGGGAGCCUGUGGAGCUGGAUGAGGGGGUCCGUGCCAUGCCACCACCAGCUGCCCCUAAAUUUGACCUCAGUGCCCGGCUGAAGAGUCACAUGGUGGUUCGUGCUGGAACAGCCCUCUGCGUCCACGCUGCCUUCUCUGGCUCACCACCACCCAACGUGAUCUGGCAGAAAGAUGGCAUCCCCACCAAGGGCAGGGAAACCAUCUCCAAGGGUAAAAACCACUCCCAGUUCCUCAUCAACAGCACCAAGCGCUCCGACUCGGGGGUGUACCACAUCUUGCUCCAGAAUGAGUUUGGAGAGGCACACUAUGACAUCCAUGUACGAGUGGCAGAUUUUCCACGGCCACCCACAAACCUACAGCUGUUUGAGGAGGUUCCCAACACGGUGACUCUGAACUGGAACCACAGCCCCGACGUGCAGGAGGAUGGGGAGGCCCACUACGUCAUCUUGAAACAGGAUGCCAGCACCACCACCUGGUUCACAGCAGUAGAGUGUGUCUUCAGCAACAAGUACACAGUGACAGGGCUGCUUCCUGGCAGGAAGUACUACUUCCGAGUGUUGGCCCGGAAUGAAAUCGGUGACAGCGACUCCAAGGACACUUGGCUCGUCAACAAGGACAAGAUCGAGGACCUGAGCGCCAAGCUGAAGCCCUACGAGAAGAAGGACUGGCGCCACACGCCGCGCUUCCUGACUCCGCUCAAGCCGCACACGGUGCUGCGUGGCCAGGACUGCACCAUGACCUGUGCCUUCCUUGGGAACCCCCGGCCCACAGUGACCCUCUGCAAGGGCAAUGUUAACAUCACAGCCAACUCCAAGUUCUGGUACAACUCCACCAGCGGUGUGUGCACAAUUGUCAUCCCCACCUGCACACUCAAGGACAGCGGCGAGUACAGUGUGCUAGUGGAGAACGAGCUGGGCAAGGACCGCAGCAGCUGCACACUCACCGUCUAUGACAAAGAUGACAAGUCAAUUCUAGCAUCAGUCACCGAGGGUCUGCAGAAGAAAUCAAAGUACCUUAUUUGAGCUCCAGCCCAGUCCAGGCAUCAGGAUGUUGUGAAGUGGUAGGACCUCUUGGCCUGUCUUCUGCAAGACCCCAGUGAGGGAAGCCCAGUUUGCUCUCUGGUGCUUGUCAACGUAAACAUUCAUUGAAGAGAUGGGACAAUAAAUUGAUCAAGCUCACCUUUUCCUAUUCCUGAGGGUGGUGUACAGCUGGUAUACAGCAGAAACCAAGGAGAUGGGAGUAGAAUGGGGAUUCACACAACCCAGACUGCUGAGAGCCUGGUCCAAACCUACCCACGUAGGGAGUGACCAGCCUCCUUUUGACUGGGCCUUUGCCUUCCCCUCCUCCAUAGCCACACUGCACCCUCCCCCCGCUCAGGGCAUGGGUGGGAAGGUCAUGCCAGAUUCACCCUUCUUCCCAUCCUGCUCCCUCUCAUUUAUUUAUACCAGGUAGGUCUGUCAUCAGAGGUCUAGGUUUGAAGGGAUCUGGCGUCUUUAGUGUCCAGGGUUACCAGUAUUUGAGAACUAGAGCAUCAGAGCUAGAAAGGAUUUGUCAUCCAGCUC